Molecule: messenger RNA, 2217 nt
Organism: Monoraphidium neglectum
Lineage: Eukaryota; Viridiplantae; Chlorophyta; Chlorophyceae; Sphaeropleales; Selenastraceae
Exons: 12
Coding region: 1-2217 (738 amino acids)
Biological process (GO): mitotic chromosome condensation
Cellular component (GO): condensin complex; condensed chromosome
Source: RefSeq, a predicted model, not a curated record
AUGGGAAGAGCAACGGCAGCGGACGUGGUGCGCGCGGACCAGGAGGUCCCCGCGCUGUUCAAUGCCGUGCAGCGCAGCGCAGCUGCCACCGAUCGGAACAUUACGCUCGCACACACGCGCGCGCACCUGCAGAAGUCGCCGCCCGCCGAGCGCUGCAUUCGCUUCCUCGCGGCGAUCUCCGCCGCCGCGCCGCCGACCGAGGCUGGGGAGGCGUUCGUGGAGGCCCUCCUAUACAAGCUGGCCAGCCACCUCGACGCCGCGGACAAGGUCGUCCGCCUCCGCGCGGCGCACGCGCUCGCGCUGUCGCUGCACGCGCUGCCCCCAGACGCCUGCGUCGACGAGGCGCUCGCGCAGCGGCUCGCGGACGCGCUGCGGCUGCGGCUGCGGGAUCGCGCGGCGGACGUGCGGCGGUGCGCGGCGCGCGCGCUCGGGCGGCUGCCGGCGGCGGACGAGGACGGGGGAUACUCCGAGGACCCUGCCACAUGCGCGCUGGUGGAGCGGCUGGGGCAGGAGAAGAACAAAGACGUCCGCGCGGCCAUCCUGCAGGCCCUGCCGCUCGCCGCGGGGACGCUACCGGUGCUGCUGGAGCGGCUGAGGGACGUCGCGCCGGCGGUGCGGCGGGCGGCCGUGGCGCGGCUGGGAGCGGUGCCGCCCACGAUGCUCAGCAUCAAGCAGCGCGCCCGCCUGCUGGCCGCCGGGCUCAGGGACAGGGACGCUUCGGUCAAGGCGGCAGCCGAGGCGGCCGUCGCCGGCUGGCUGGCGGGGCCGUGCGGGGGCGACGCGCUGGCACUGCUGGAGUUGCUGGAUGUGGAGACGUACCCUGAUGAGGCCACCCUGGCACUUGAUGCGCUGCUCGCCGCCGGCGCCCUCGACGCGGCGGCGCUGGCCAAGUCAGCGGCCGCGCGCGGCGGCGGGCUGCGGGGCGCCGCCGCGGCGGCGGCGGAGGCGGCUGCGGGCGGAGGGGAGGGCUGCUUGGCGGAGCUCAUGCAGCCGGCGGAGGCGCUGAUGUGGCGCUGCGCCUGUGAGCGGCUGCAGCAGGAAGCGGUCGGCGAGGGCCUGGCCGCGGCCGCCACCACCGGCGCGAGCGCGGCGGUCCGCGCCGCCGCGGCGUCGCAGCGCCACGAGGCCCUUGAGUCUCUACUCCCGGAGUCCGCCGCCUCCAUGGCGGCCCUCCUGCUGUCCCACGCCGCCGCCGGCCCGCGCGCCCGCUUCGCCGCGACCCAGCUCGCGCACAUUGCCGCCACCUGCCUGGACUGGGCUGAUGCGUCAAGCCGCAGGGCGGCUGCGGAGGCCCUGCAAACCAUCAUCGCCCAGGAUCCCAGUGCCGAGGAGGGCGCCGAUGAGGACGACAGCAGCGGCGGCGACGAGGAUCCAGAUGGCGAGGGCGGCCCGGCGGGGGGCGGCAGCGUGCCGCUGUUUGGCAACGGAGGGAACGGGUGCUACGAGGAGGCCCUCGCGGCUCUCGCGGCCGCGGUGCACGCGGGCGGCCAGCGGGAGCUGUGCGGGCGCCUCCUCGCCGGCGCCGGCGCGCUUGCGGCACGGGCGGGCCUGCUGAGAGGCGGCAGCGGCGGCGACGAUGCGGAUCCGACUGCUGCUGCGCCGUGCCAGUGGCUGCAGGUGCUGCAAUAUGCCUCGCUCGCGCUCCGCGCGCUGCCCGCGCGCCGCGCCGCGGCAGGCGGCGGCGGCGCGUGGGACGUCGCUGAAGGGCCGCUGACGCUGCAGCAGUUGUGGGACCGCCUGCUGCUGCCCGCAGCAACGCACGAAUCCGCGCCCGUCCGCGCCAAGGCGCUCGAGUGCGUGUCGCUCCACUGCCUGACCGGCGCCCGCCCCGCGCCGGCGGCGCUGCCGGCGGCGGCGCUGCUGCUGCGGCGGGCGCUGGCUGGGCCGGAGGCGCCGGAGGUCGCGGCCUCGGCGGCGCGGGGGCUGGCGGACGUGUUUUUGGUACUCGGGCCGGUGGCGGUCGAGUCGGUCCUGCUGGCCGCGCCGGGGGCCGACGCUUCGGGCAGCGGAGGCGAGGCUGGCAGUGAGGGCGCCCCGGCGGGCGGGGGCGGGGCCGCCGACGGCCGUGGUGUGCUGCAGCUGCUGACGGCGGCGGCGACGCGCGCGCUCGGCGCGGGCGGGCGCGGCGCGGGCGGCAGCUUCCCGACACCCACGUCAUUCAUGCAUGCCCACAACCUUGGCUCGACUCGUGCCUGUCAGAUCACGCCCCAGCCAUAG